Molecule: messenger RNA, 3811 nt
Organism: Pieris napi
Lineage: Eukaryota; Metazoa; Arthropoda; Insecta; Lepidoptera; Pieridae
Product: transcription elongation factor B polypeptide 3-like
Exons: 10
Coding region: 113-2440 (775 amino acids)
Biological process (GO): transcription elongation by RNA polymerase II
Cellular component (GO): nucleus; elongin complex
Source: RefSeq, a predicted model, not a curated record
AAACAAGACGUCAAACAUGUGUACCUAAUUUAUAAAAAUGGUGUCCGUUUACCAGCUGGCAGUAAACUUUUAAUAAAAAAAGUUGUUCUUCGGUUAAAGUAUAUUUUGUGUUAUGGCGUCUGUACUAGAUUUAAUUAAACACUGUCAACAUGCGAUUGAAAAAUAUUGCAAUGAUGAACAGAAAAUUUUAAAGUGCAUAGAUAAGUUGUUUCACCUUAAUGUGACAGUGCAGCACCUUCAGGAAACUGGUGUAGGCCGAACUGUUAAUGCUCUUCGUAAAGAACCUGGAGAUGUUGGCCAGGCUGCCAGAGCACUUGUGUACAAAUGGAAGCUAAUGGUUGCUUCUGAAGAGAGUGACCAGGAAACAGAUAAUAAUGAAACAUCAAAAUACAAUGGUCACGACGAUGGAAAUUCAAAUGGCAACCAUAGAUCAAAAUACAAACAAGAAAAAUAUGAAACUGAGUCAAAACAAGAGGAUAAAUCACAUAGACACAUGAAUGGUGACCACAAUCGUAAUAAGAGAAAAUAUCAUAGUAGUGAGGAAGAUGAACCAGAUGGUAAAAAGUCCAAACAUAGUCAAAACAAAGAAAAUAGUUAUAAAAUUAAAACAGAGCCUAAGUCCGAUAAAUCUGAAAGUGAAAGUGAAGAAUCCUCUGACUCUGGCAGUGACAGUGACACAUCAAAUUCAUCAGAUAAUGAAAAAGUUGACUAUAAAAAAAUCAAACAAGAAAAAAUAGACCAAUAUAAAUCUCCACCAAGUAAACAUUCUAGCAGCCAUAGUCAUAGAAAUAAAAGUUCAUCAGGGUCUGACAAGGAAAAGUUGUUGGAAAAACAUUCUAAAUAUAGUUCUGAAAGUUCUAAACACUCUUCAUCAAAGGAUAGAUCUCAAAGCUCACAUAGACACAGUUCAAAAGAAACAAAAGAAAGGGACCAAUAUAAAGAAAAAAAGGAAAAGUUCUCUGAGAAAGAUAGACUACAGAAGGAAACACCCUCAGAUAAAGAAAAACCUAAAGAAUCAUCAAGCAAACACAGCAAAUCUAAUAACCAUAAGGAUGAAAAAGAAAAGUCAAGUAAAAGUAAGUUGCAUGACAAAGAGAGGUUAUCUGAAAAAGAGAAAAGACCAGAUAAAGAAAAGAAACAUUCUGAAUCCUCAAAACAUAGCCCAGACAAACAUAAAUCAAGUGAAGAAAAGAGGGAAAAAUCUACAAGUAAAUCAGAUAAACAUUCUGAAAAGGACAAGCAUAGAUCUAGUAAGGAAAAGAAUAAAUCGGAAAAUGAAUCAAAAGAAAAAAGUAAAGAAAGUAAAGAAAAAUCAAAAGAUAAAUCUAGUUCCUCAAAAGAUAGAGAGCAUAAGGAUAAGAAAUCAUCAUCAAGUGAUGUAACUAAAGAUAGAAAGAAGUCUAAAAGUGAUAAAAGUGACAGCAGUCGAAGUGACAGUAGUCGAAAAGAUAAACAUAAGUCUAGUAGUAAAAAUAAUGAUAUACCAAAGAAAAAAACUGAUGAGAGUAAUGGUGAUAGUGACGGCAUUGGCUGUGAAUCAGGUGCCAGUUUCGCUGAGGCCCUUGGCAUGGUGAGUCCAGUGAAAUCCAAAAAGAAACAAAUCAAAGAAACACACUCACCUAGUUCCUUUAAUGGUGAUCUCAGCCCAGCUUCUUUGCUGGCUCCAGAUGCAAAAUUGGCUCCUCUACCAAACAUUGAAAUUUCGGCUCUACCUGAGAUAUCACCGAACUAUAAGCCGAGACCGCCUCCCAAGUUUCUCCCACAUUUCGAUGAUAUGGAUUUAAGUACUGUUAUGUCUUCGAAGAACCAAAGAACAAAAGUUUACUCUGGAAAUAAGGUGAUAGGGAAAAUACCUUCGCUGUAUGAAAUGUGUGUUACAGUCCUUCAAGAACACAUUGAUGCUCUGGAAUACACUGGUGGUGUGCCAUAUGAGAUAUUGAAACCAGUUGUGGAUAGAGCGACUCCCCAACAGCUCUUUAUGUUGGAGCACUUUAAUCCCUAUCUUAUGGAGGACACUGACCAUUUGUGGCAGAAUUUCUGUAUAAAGCAUUUCAGGAAUAAGAAACGAAUGGAGAUGGAGACGUGGCGGGAGAUGUAUAUGCGCUGUCAAGAAGAGCAAGAAAUCAAACUAAAAUCCCUGACGGAGAAUAUAAAAAUAGCCCAAGAAGCAAAAAAGGCGCCAAUCAAACAGACAAAGAUGGCGUACGUCGAUACAGUUGUCAAACCACCGCGAAGUAUUGCCAGGAAACAAGCGCAGCACGGAACAGCAUUUGCUGCAACUGCAAGUCCUGCAGCAAGAGUAGCAUCAUUGGCCUCUGGCCCAAACGUACUGAAGGGCGGAAGACCUACCCCAGUUACAACACUAUCUCCCUUCGUGAAACCUAAAAAAGCACCCUUAAUGCAAAAAGCCCUCCAAUUCAUGAGGGGAAGAAAACGGUGAAUUUCCAUAGAAAUUAUUGUAAGCAAGUGUUACCGACCAGCGAUGAUGUGAGUUUUUGUCUUGGUUCAACUAUCCAUUAACAGGAAUUUUUUUAAGUAAUAUAGCAUAGAUUUGAGGUAAAAGUGUCCUAAGUAGUUUUUCUAUGGUUAAAGUCGGCUUAUAAAGUACUACUUGUGAAAAUUACAAUUCUACUAGUUUUUGUUAUGCAUAUAGUAAUAUAUAUAUAAUGUUCAAAUCCUGUACAGAAUGUACUUUUGAUAACCUGAAAAACCUUGAUCAAGGUUUUUAUAAUAAACAAAACCUAAUUGUUUUCAGGACUUGGGGUAAUGUAAAUAUAUAUUUAUCACAAUGAUCCUGUGCACUAGUUAAAUUUCAUUUAUUUAUCAUAUAUUAUCAUAUAUGACACUUUGAUUUUUAUUUAAUAUUUUUAUUAUACAGAUUUCAAUUAAAAAAUUGUACCUAUAGUAACUUAUAAUCGUAUCUUAAAUUAUUCAAAAUAUUGUUUUAAUGAAUAUAGAUAAUCAAUAAUUCUAUAUUAUAAACUCUUUUUAGAGCUUACAUUUAUAUAUUUUUGUAUUUACUUAGGGUGAUAUUCAGAGUCCAGGCUAAUCACUAAAUAUGGCUCCCAUAUGUCAAAAAUGUUUGGAGUUACAAUUCACUUGACUAUGAAUCUUGCCUUAAUUAAUUAUUUUAUUUGUUUUACAGACUUUGAAAUUUACAUUGAUAUACCAAUACAUAUUCUCAAUUAUUUCAAUAGGCAAUACAACUACAAUUUGUAUUUUGAUAUAAAGUGUUUUUUCAUAAACUGCAUAGAAGACUCCCUUUGGAAUCCAUUUUUGAUUGAAAUUCAAAAACAAGUUGAGAUAUGAACUUUCUCAUUUCUAAAAAAAUAUAGUAGCUUCUACAGUCAAAACAUAAUCCGGCAUAAUAAAUUGAAAAUAACUCACACAUUGACUGGUACAUGAAUUAUUUUAGAAAUAUUUUAAUGUAAUGUAGUUUGUACGUAGUAUAUUGAUUGUAGUGAUUAAUUUAAGAGUAAGAAAUAGAUGUGUCUGGUUCCUAUAUCUAACAAAUGACUGUUGGUAUAUUGAUGUUGCUAUAUUCUACAUAAAUUACGAUCAAAAUCUCAUUGAACACAUGUAUUUAGAAAAGUUAGUAUGAUAUAGAAACCUGACAAAAACGGAUUUGAUGAAUUUGACCAAUUCUUAUUGUUUGACAUUAGUGUUGUUAUAAUGAUUUUUAUGAAAUAUGUAUUUUUAUAUUUUAUAUCAUCACAAAGUUAUUUCACUGGGACGAUUCAAAUAACAAAAUAAUAUAUAAGUAUACAAUUGUCAGUUCCAAUUGGAAAAUGUAUAUAAUAAGUAGCAAAAA